This is a messenger RNA of Epithele typhae, 621 nucleotides long. RefSeq lists its product as uncharacterized. NCBI's taxonomy places the organism in Eukaryota, Fungi, Basidiomycota, Agaricomycetes, Polyporales, Epitheliaceae. The record is from RefSeq and is a predicted model, not a curated record. The transcript is spliced from 4 exons. The coding region runs from base 1 to 621 and encodes 206 amino acids.
AUGUCGAUCUACGUCGCCGGCUUCCUCCUCUCCAACGAACAAGUUGGCCAUCUCUGCGUCAAAGGAUACGGUAUCUCCGAAGCCGUUGUCAAAUACACCGAGCCUAUCGGCGCUGCAUCCCAACACUUCUAUGGCUACAGAGCAUACAACCCCACAGGCCUUGUGCCGAUGUAUCGCAAGAAUAGUUCUCUUACCGAAGAGGACAUUGAAGGUUUCAUCCUCACUUGCCGUGUCGCAUUCGUCAAGCAGGGUCUCAAGGAACCAGUCCUGUCGCUCGACCACAAGACCUUGGCAUUCGCCGACUUCUGGUUCCCGCCCUUCCUCCGUGAAUUAGACGAAUUCAGAGGUGUUCGUUAUGUUCAAUAUCGGCUUCCUAGGCAGCUCGGGUGUCCGCACAUGUUUAUCAACGACAUCAACCUAGCGCAUAUCACCUCAAAGGCGGCAGAAACUCGUCGCUUAAUGCCAUUCCGUUGGACAGGGCAGACGGGGGAUGGGGGAGACCAAUUCAUCGUGCAGCCCCCACCGCUUCCUGCCGAGUUCAUCCACACCGAGCCCAGCAGCAGUGCCCGAUUAAACUCUUCUGCGCGCUAUGAACGUCAAAACUCCAAUCGGGCUAUAUGA